GAGCAAAAACUGGCGUGUCCAAUACACAGAGUGACGGCUAUUACUAACAACAUACUUACUUCUUCUUCUGUUAAACAGGAGAUGAAUAUCCCGGUACGUAUUAUUCAUAGCAGUCAUGGUUCCAUGGUAACGGACGUCAUACAAACACUGACUUGAGAAGAUGGCAAGCUCAGGAGCAAGCGGCCACAGCACUGGGACUGUCUCGGCCAGCAAGGGGCUGCAGAGAAUGUGGGACGAGAGAAAAUUGGAGGAACACAGAGAGCGGCUGCGGAGGGUAAAGCCGACCGUUGAUAACGGUCCACCGACCAACUUCGUUCACCUAAAGCAGAACCUGAGAAAGCGCCAGAUUGAAGAGGACAGGUGGCGGUUGGUUGACAGACACAACCGCGAGCUUCUCAUGCGGAUGAACACCAUAAUGCACAGUACUGGUCGCGUGGAGCACAGAAAUUUGGACUGGAAGCCGAAGAAAAGCAUUGGGUACAUAAAGAGACAGGAAGAGAUGCAGAGAGUUCAAAGAGAGAACCAGGUACACAACAUGCUUGCCAUAAAUCGCUACAGCUCAACAGCCUUUCUACAGGCAAUUCUGAAGAGGAUUCAAACUGUUAAACCUCAAUACAGUGUAAAGCAGUGGGAGAGUGACUACCACAGCCAUGUUGAGAGAUGCCGCAGCAUGUCACAGACAUUGUCUGGACUGGGGCCGAGCACUAGGGCACAGAGGGAACCAAGGAAGAGAAAGGCUGAGCUUCACCUACCACCCAUUCACCCAAUAGCGACAGAUAAACAGUUGAGCGACAUCCAGGAAGAAAUUGACGUGGAGACCUAGCCAAUUCUGUCUGUAUACUCUUACUUUACCUUAUUGGGACAAAUGAUGAAAGUUCAUACAUACAACAUACUCUGAAACUGCAGACUAUACUGCUUGUGAGUCUUGAUUGAAACUGAUGCACAUCCGCAUUGUUUGGGCCUUCAGUUUGUGUUUGCUCACAUCUUUGGCUGUUGCUGGUGGUCUCGUGUCAGGGUUAGGGUAACUCUUAGUUCGUGAGCGAUUUUCAACUUCAUAUAGUUUUUGCUUGAUGAUCACCGGCUCUGUUUUUGUGCGCCUUUCGCCAUUUCUCUCCACUCCAUCACCCCCUUCUUCCUCGGCUAUGGCUAAGAGGGACUCUGUCAUACUCUCUCCUAGUCCACUACUAGCAUUAGACAGGCGAUAAGACGAGUGAUAGCUAGCUGUUGAACCACUGGAGUCCCUGCGUGUAUCCUCUGAGUGCUGUUCUUUCUGGGGUAGCACACGGACUGAGCGAGUAGGAAGAGGCUGUGAAUUCUCAGCAACAGCUCCUUGUCUUCUCAGAAAUGGGCCAGUAGUAGUGUGCUCGGAGGGCAGUGGCAGCGACGGAGGGACUUUGUCAAGGUUGGAGAAUUGUGGGGAAGUAACACGAAUGGGAGAAGGAUGGGAGUGAGUUGGUGAAGGAUAAAGGAAAGAUGGAGAUGGAGGAAGUGGAGCAACUCUCACUGGGACCUCAUAGUCACUGGCCACAGC
Geodia barretti is the source of this 1531-nucleotide messenger RNA. Lineage: Eukaryota; Metazoa; Porifera; Demospongiae; Tetractinellida; Geodiidae. The record is from the annotation of a GenBank genome assembly.